Messenger RNA from Protobothrops mucrosquamatus (brown spotted pit viper), 2148 nucleotides. It is a transcript of the gene LRCH4, whose product is annotated as leucine rich repeats and calponin homology domain containing 4. The coding region runs from base 1 to 2148 and encodes 715 amino acids. Lineage: Eukaryota; Metazoa; Chordata; Lepidosauria; Squamata; Viperidae. The transcript is spliced from 18 exons. Gene Ontology annotation, molecular function: protein binding. The record is from RefSeq and is a predicted model, not a curated record.
AUGGCGGCGGGCGAGGGCGGGGCCGAUUCGCUGCCCCCGCCCUCCCCCUCCUUGCCCGGGCCCCUCCCGGGCCCCGAGCGCGCCUUGGAAGAAGCGGUGGCCUCGGGCAGCCUGAGCCUGGCGGGACGGCGGCUGAGGCACUUCCCCGGAGGAGCGGCUCGGCGCUGGGACCUCAGCGACACCACGCAAGCGGAUCUGUCGCGGAACCGCUUUGCCGAAGUGCCCGAGGACGCCUGCCACUUGAUGUCCCUGGAGGGGCUGAGCCUGUACCACAACUGCCUACGCAGCCUCCCUCCCGCCAUCGCCAACCUCCAGGCCCUCACCUACUUGAACGUCAGCCGGAACCAGAUCUCGGUCCUGCCCGCCUGCCUCUGCCACCUGCCCCUCAAGGUCCUCAUUGCCAGCAACAACAAGCUGGCCGCCCUGCCGGAGGACAUUGGCUCCCUCAGCAGCCUUCGGCAACUGGAUGUGAGCAGCAAUGAGUUGCGGUCCCUCCCGGGGAGCAUGGGAAGCCUGGAGUCUCUUCGGGAUCUCAACAUUCGCCGGAACCAGAUCACCGUCCUGCCUGAAGAGUUGGCCGAGCUUCCGCUGGUGCGGCUGGAUUUUUCCUGCAACCUGGUCACCCGCCUCCCGGUCUGCUUCCGUCUCCUGCGACACCUGCAGUGCAUCCUUCUGGAGAACAACCCCUUGCAGUUCCCACCCGCUCAGGUCUGCCUGAAAGGCAAGAUCCACAUCUUCAAAUACCUCAACACGGAGGCCUGCGGCAAAGGCAGGCCGGGCCUGGCGGAGCUUGCCCAGGGACGCCCCACCGGCUUUGGCACGUGCCUCCCGGAGGACUUCUACCCGGCCCGACAGUACGGGGGCCUCGACUCCGGCUUCAACAGCGUGGACAGCGGCAGCAAGCGGUGGUCGGGGAAUGAGUCGACCGACGAGUUCUCCGACCUCUCCUUCCGCAUUGCUGAGUUGGCCCGCGACCCCAAGCAGCUGAGGGAGCAGCGCGGAGGGGCAGGUGAUGCUGGUGAACUGGAGCAAAUUGACUACAUUGACAGCAGUUUGAAUGGGGAAGAGGAGGAGGAGGAGGAGGAUCUCCUGGUGGAGGAAGAGGCGAUGGGCCCCCCUCCGGCUGGGAGGGCCAGCAAGGCGUGGACCGGCCCCCCGGGGACGGCGUCCCAGGAGGAGCCCCAGAAACCGGCCAGGAUCCCUUCCCCGAGAGCGGGAGCUGCAGACCCAGGGCUGGCUGGCAGGAGCAGCAGCGGGGCUCCCCUCGCCAGGCCGGAGGUCUCACUGGAGGAGCGCCGUCGCCCUGAACUCCUGCUGCUGUGGCAGGAAAGGGAGCGCCAGCAGCAGCAGCAGCAGCAGCGGUGGAGCCAGGGGGCAGAGAGGCCGGACAGCGGCAGCAGCAGCCUGGCAGAGAAGGGCACUGGCCUCCCUCAGCCGAAGCUCCGUGCCCAGAGCACCAGUCUUGCGCCCCGCGAUGCCAGCUUGGCGCAGAGGCCCUCCAGCUUCCUCUUCCGCUCUUCGUCCCAAAAGAGCAUCCAGCGCAGUUCGGGUGAGUACUCCCCACCUCCUGAGCUCAACAGCCCCUUGCAGUCCCGUGCUGGAUCCCAGGCCCCAGGCGAGAGCGAGCUCCUUGGCCAGCUGCGCAAGGCAAUUGAGUCCCAUCUGAACCUGACGCUGGCAGAGGACCUGGGUGAGGCCCUGGCUGAUGGGGUCAUCCUUUGCCAAUUGGCAAACCGUCUGUGCCCACGCUCUGUGCCCUUCAUCCACGUGCCCUCGCCUGCUGUGCCGAAGCUGAACCCCUCCAAAGGACGCAAGAACCUGCAGAGCUUCCUGGCCGCCUGUCGCCAUCUUGGGAUUCCUGAGGUGUCUCUCUGUGGUGCCCCAGACAUUGCCCUCCUCCUGCAAGGCAACGUCCGCGGCUUCCUGUGCCUGCUGGAGGCCCUGCUGCUGCUGCUGCACCCAGCGGCAGGCGGGCCCCUCGCCCCCGCCGCCCUCUCGGGCCAGCUCGCCGGCUUUGGUGUCUUCUAUGCCUGCGCCGAGCUCUGCGGCCCCCGCGGCGCCGGCCCCCUGGACGACGAGGACCUGCCCGGCCUGGCCGCCACUGUGCGGGCGCUGCUGGCCGCCGACCGGAGGAGCGGGGCGCUCUAG